Coccomyxa subellipsoidea C-169 is the source of this 261-nucleotide messenger RNA. RefSeq lists its product as hypothetical. The coding region runs from base 1 to 261 and encodes 86 amino acids. The transcript has 3 exons. The record is from RefSeq and is a predicted model, not a curated record. Lineage: Eukaryota; Viridiplantae; Chlorophyta; Trebouxiophyceae; Coccomyxaceae.
AUGACCCCGCGGCCUCGGCCGGCGGCGCGGCCGGCGCUGCCGGGGCCGAGCAGGGCGUCCAUGGUGGCUGGCGAGCACCGCGCACUGGGCAUGGCUCGGCAGUCCAUAGCACUAGCCUCCUCCGCCGCUGCAUCUCCCGCAAACGCUCAUGCUGCCGCACAACACUCGGAUCACACAGCUCCCGCCUCGAAGGGUGCCCGUCAGCCCUCCUACACAGUGCCGCUCAUCAUCCACAUCGGCGGUGGUCCCAAGGUACAUUAA